GAACGGGAGGGAAGGCACAAUUCUCGUCGGCGGUGGGAAGUCGGUCAAUAAGUUCCCCCGACGCGCCAUUUCUCCUUUCCUUCUUCCUUCCUUCCGUUCUUUCUUUUGGGAUCUUUGCUCCUAGCAGGAUCUCUUUCUUUGCUUCUUUCCUCGAUUCUCUUCUUCUUGGAUCGGAAUCACUUCCAUCAUUCCGAUCUCUCUUUCCGAUCCCUCAUUACUCUGAUCCAGAUCUGUGUCCACCGACACUUUGACGUCACCUUCUUGUAUCCGUUGAGGCUCACUGGCCUCGCCAAUUUGUGUUCGUAUAAUGGGGUUUCGCUCAAACCCUAGGCUUCUCCUUGUUUUCGGAUUCGUGCUAUUGGCUCUUUCCUGUAUCUCUGCUCAGGACGCUGCUGUGGAGAAUGGGAAAGAGGAAUCGAAUGAAUCAGCAUUCAACAGUCUCGGCCGGCGUGGCAUGAUUGGCAGAAAUGACAUUGACAUCAACUCUGUCAGCUUGGGUGUUACCCUGGACUCGGGUCUUGGAGUUUUUGAUGCAUUCUUUGCUAGCUUCUCGAUGAUCCUCGUUAGUGAGAUUGGAGAUGAGACUUUUAUCAUAGCAGCUCUCAUGGCAAUGCGCCACCCAAAGUCAACGGUUUUAUCUGGGGCUCUUUCUGCAUUGUUUGUUAUGACAAUACUUUCUACUGGACUGGGAAGGAUUGUGCCAAACUUGAUAUCAAGGAAGCAUACCAAUAGUGCAGCUACAGUUCUUUAUCUAUUCUUUGGACUGCGGUUGCUUUACAUUGCCUGGAGGUCCGAUUCAAAAUCAUCACAGAAAAAGGAAAUGGAAGAAGUAGAAGAAAAGCUUGAAUCCGGGCAAGGCAAAACAGGCAUCCGCCGCGUCUUUUCCAGAUUCUGUACACCUAUAUUUCUGGAGGCAUUCAUUUUGACCUUCCUUGCAGAGUGGGGUGACCGUAGCCAGAUUGCAACAAUUGCUUUGGCCACGCACAAGAACGCAGUGGGCGUUGCAGUUGGCGCAACAAUAGGCCACACCAUCUGCACAUCAGUAGCAGUUAUAGGAGGGAGCAUGCUGGCUUCCAAGAUCUCGCAGAAGACGGUUGCCACGAUCGGAGGCUUGCUCUUCCUGGGUUUUUCCUUGUCGUCGUAUUUCUACCCACCUCUAUAGUUGCACGCUAACCCUCCAUUCUUUUCCCUCGGUAGAGCAAAUACAACAUCAGAAAUCUUUCGCCUGCAAUUUUCCCAUCCUCCGUUCUCUACUUCCUCAUUCCUUACUAAAUAGUCUCGCUGUGACAACUCCAAGUGAUUUGUAAUCUUGAUCUAUAUUUUCUUGUAUAAUCAGCCUAUGAUACUCUAGUUUUGUAGAUGCGUUUACUAGGUAAAUGUAAAAUUAUGUCAUGGAUAUGUAAACCUUUGUCGCCCUAAUGUGAUGUGAUUGUCGGCGAAAUCGCUUGCAAUUCGUCUAUCAACGCUAUCGAUCAAAUCGUCAGUGCACACAAUGUUAAUAUGAUGUGUUCAUUGGUGAAAUUACGUAUCGAAUUCGAGUAAUUUUUAUGGCCGUUUGUUUGUCAUCAACAAGCAACAAUCAGCUCGUGGAAGCUCAUGUAACGUCCUGUGUCAGCACUUCGACGAGAAAUGGCCAUAUUGCCGGUCUCAUUACUUCAUACAUGACUUUCGCGCAAUUUUUCUAUCGCUUCAAUUUUGUUCAAUGUUCUUCCGAAAAUUGCAUUGGUCGUGUUUAUACGACGCGAUAGGCGAGUAGGAAGCACGAAGAGAAGGGAGCGCGUGAAGUUAGAGAUGAGGGGUGGGUGGAGGGAAGGGAGUUGGGAGAGAUAGAUAGACCAGUCUCAAGUGUCUGGUCCGUCUGGUAGUUUUUCUUCUCUUUCGGAUGGUUGGCUUUUAUUCCCUUUCCCUUCUUCUUCUUCCCCCUUGAGUUUCUGUGGAGCGGAGUGGACAACGCCACGCCCCACAUCUCUUUCUCUCUCGCGAGAACAAAAAAGUAAAUAAAACAACCCCAAAAAAAAAAAAAAAAACUGCCUCCGUUUUCCCUUUCCUCUUUCUUCCAUCUCUCUCUCUCUCUCUCUCUAAUUUAUUUCCUCUCCGUUGCACUGUGCGGAAUUCUGGUGCUGCUGCUUUCUCUCUCUUCCCCCCUCCUCCCGAAUCUCUGCGUUUCUGUCUGUUGUUUGUCGGAGGCGGAAGAAAUAGAAUAGCGGCCGAGGAUUGAUUGAUUGCGUUGGGGGGGAAGGGGAGAGGGGAAUGGGGGUUCCGGCGGGGAAUUUCGGAGGAUUCGACAGCUAAUUUUGUGUUUUCAUGGAGGAGGGAGGAGAUCGCUGCGGUUUCUCUUCUUCUACUACGAUAUGGAAUUUGACGCCGGAAUUCCGAUGUCCCGAGCUGUCGUCGUUGCUCCUCCGUCGUCGGUUGUGACCGCCGAAGGGACUUCUCUAUCGCCGUCCUUGAACGAAGGUUUUUCCCCCCUCUCUCUCUCUCUAAUCUCGAAUAAUGGCAAUCGGAGCUCCGUCGUAUGGCCGUCGGCAGAGGAGUGUAUAAGCUCUUCUCCGUCCGUACGUAUCUGUUUGGUUGGGAGGAAAAAAAAAUGCAACUGACGUGUUGCGCUGCCUGAUAACCAAAUUUCCCGGGAAUUGUCGUUUCUGCCCCUCCGGCCCCUCCUUUUUUCCGCUGCUGCGAUGAAUUCUGAGCUCUGAUCAUCACUGCUUUUAGCCCGAAAAACGUCGGAAAAAGCUUUAAAAAAAAAGAAUGGUGUUU
Messenger RNA from Linum trigynum, 2757 nucleotides. The record is from the annotation of a GenBank genome assembly. NCBI's taxonomy places the organism in Eukaryota, Viridiplantae, Streptophyta, Magnoliopsida, Malpighiales, Linaceae.